Solea senegalensis (Senegalese sole) is the source of this 2018-nucleotide messenger RNA. It is a transcript of the gene nfkbid, whose product is annotated as NF-kappa-B inhibitor delta. Gene Ontology annotation, biological process: regulation of gene expression. The coding region runs from base 110 to 1492 and encodes 460 amino acids. The transcript has 12 exons. NCBI's taxonomy places the organism in Eukaryota, Metazoa, Chordata, Actinopteri, Pleuronectiformes, Soleidae. Gene Ontology annotation, molecular function: protein binding. The record is from RefSeq and is a predicted model, not a curated record. Gene Ontology annotation, cellular component: nucleus.
UCCGCACUCUACACCAGAACACCACUGAUCCUACUGGCAGUGAGAAUCAGAUCAUCCUAUUCUGAUUAGCUUGGACGACCUGUUGAAAACCCUCAAAGCAGUUUCUGACAUGCACUUUGAUAAAACACCAAAGGAGAAGCCGUGUUGCACUCUGCCCACAGUGAAGAAACUCUUGGAGGAGAAGCGAAGACGCGAGACGUCAUCUGUGCCACCUUCCUGCCCCACAGCAAUCACAAGUCCUGUUCCUCUGACUACAGUCACACAGUUGACCCCUUCAGAACCAUUUGCUUGUACAGGUGCCUCAAGUAGCUACUCAGAAAUGGCAGUGAGCUAUGAGCCAUGGAACCCAGCACCAGAGACUCCACUCUCUUAUUAUACCAGCAGCCACCCAGGACCCAGGGUUGCUGCAGCCUACAACCUCCCAGUGACGUCCGAAUACGGCACACAGCAGCAGCUGCCAGGUUUUAUAGCGUCAACGUCUCAGACCUUUCAGGACUGCCAGAUGACAGCUACAGAUCCCAGUUUGGCAUCAUCAUGGUCACUUCUGUGUCCCGGUCAGACCACAGCGGUGGCUUUUGGCUCCUCGUUGGAUGCAACCAGACUGGAGGAGGCCAGGAUGCUGCUCAGAGGGAUGGAUUACAGCAGAACCACGGGGCAGGACGAAGACGGAGACACCAUCCUGCACAUCUACACUGCCAAGGGACUCAGGGAGUGUGCCUUCGCUGCUGCAGAGAGGCUGAGGGAGGUCGGGGGGCUUGAUGCCAAAGAACACAAGGGAAAGACUGCUUUACUGGUGGCAGUGACAGCAAACCAGCCAGAGAUUGUCCAAGACCUGCUGUCACUAGGAGCAGACAUCAACGCUUCUGACGUGAACGGACAAACUGCGCUUCAUCUGGCUGUCCACUAUGGUUUUCCCAGGGUUCUGCAGGCAACUCUGUCCAGCAGACCUGACGUCAACCUGGAGGCCCGCAAUUUUGACGGCAUGACUCCUCUGCACUGUGCAGUCAUCUCUCACAGUGUCACCAUGAAGGCUUUGUCCACCACUGGGAUGGCAGACGUUAAUCUUCAAUCCAAGGCAGCAGAGAAACUCUCCUGUGUGCAGAAGCUGCUUAAGGAAGGAGCAUUUGUUUGCAGCCAGGAAAUCAAAAGUAACAAGACUGCACUGCACUUGGCUGUCAAAGAGGGGAACAUUGACCUGGUGCGAUAUCUGCUGAGGAUUCCCCUGCAAAACAUGAAAGACUUUGUCAACAUGAAAGCUCAUGGACACACAGCUUUACACAUGGCAGCUGGUCUCCAUGGUAACCCCCACCAGGAGGAGAUCCUGCGGCUGCUGCUGAGUAAAGGAGCUGAUCCCAGUAUCCGCAACCUGGAGAACGACCAGCCAGCUCACCUGCUGCAGAGCGGCUUCCAGGGAGAGCAGCUGAAGAUGAUACUGAAGAAACGAGGCGCUACCUCUCGUCGACGUAACGUGUCCUUGCAGGACCAGGAAUGAUUUAAACUACAUGUAAUCUCCGUUUGGAGGAAAAGAGUCUUUAACAGUUUUCCUCUGUUGAGAAGGGGAUAUAUAGAGUACAGCUGAUUAUUCUGGGAGUCUCUGGCCUAUCGUUAACAACGUUUGUUUGGCAAAUUCAUCUCUGCGUAUAAUUCACAUUGGAUUUGACAAAUGAUGCUUUGAUACAUAAAGCUAAAAUGUCCUGUGACGUAGUAUCUGUAAACAUGCUGUACUUUAUUUUUUAUUUUUCUUUCUUUCUAUGCACAUGCUCAAAGUGCUGAUUAUUCCAAAUUGUGAUAUCCUCAUUGAAGCCUUCUGCUGCUAUUUGUGUCGCAGUGGAGACAUGAUAAUUUAUGUAUUUAUUCUCUGUCCAAAUGUAUACUUUCAAGUACCUUGAAAUAAGUAGAAAUUAAGAGCAUUAGUUAUCUUCAAAAAGAGGGUGAAGACGUUGCUGGAGUGACUUUCAUUCUCUGAUUAGGCUACACUCCCAGUUUUGAGUUGAUUUCUGUGAAAUCGUUGAUAUGAA